Alligator mississippiensis (American alligator) is the source of this 4487-nucleotide messenger RNA. It is a transcript of the gene SNX11, whose product is annotated as sorting nexin 11. Bases 2842 to 3543 code for a protein of 233 amino acids. The record is from RefSeq and is a predicted model, not a curated record. Gene Ontology annotation, biological process: intracellular protein transport. Gene Ontology annotation, molecular function: phosphatidylinositol binding. The transcript is spliced from 8 exons. NCBI's taxonomy places the organism in Eukaryota, Metazoa, Chordata, Crocodylia, Alligatoridae.
GCAGCUGUCUGGGCAGUGGCUGGGGAGAUUGCUGCUCCUUGCCUGCGCCAGGGAGGCCCCUAUUCAGGCGGCACCUUCAGUUCAUCGACUCCUUGGGGCGUGUUGAUCGCACGGAGCCAGCUGGAGCUGGGCUGUCAGCGGCGCCCAGCACUGCAGCUUGGGGGCCAAGGAGCCCAAGCGCCUGUGCGGAGCCAGUGGAUGGGGGUCUCUAUCGGAGGACGUGGUCUUGGGUGUCUCAAUGGGUUCGGUUGGGUGGGGUCCAGCUCUGGACUGUGCAUUGCUAGAAGUGGGGGGAGAGGCAAAACACAGGGGCGAAGGAGUCUCCCUGGCACCUGCUAUGUGGCAAAGGGCAUCCAGAGCAGAUCAGUUGCCCCAAAAGUGACAAGCCGCAGGAGGAAUGGAGUAGGCUUGUUCCCCUUUCUUGGCUGCAAAACGGUAUUUUCCCUAAAAACUAGCCACCUGGACUUUUUGUCUCCCUUAGUAGGGCCUCUGGUGAGGGGAGCUAUGAGAUCUCAGCUCACCAGGGAAGUGAAACCCUGAGGGAAGCUGUCUGCCAUCAGCACAGCAGUGCAGCAGGUGGCACGGAUGGGGCUUUUGGCAUAAAAGUCCAUAAGCCAGUAUGAGGUCUGUGAGCAGCAAGUAGGUGUGGGGGGGAUGCAGCUGGUGGUAAUUUCACAUUAAAACCGUCUAAAACCCUUCCCCCUGCAAGGUUUUGGACUGUUUGUCCAACAGACACUGAGGAGGGAAGCAUGUUUGACAUCUGCCCCGUUGAUUAAGGAAGGGAUGUGAGUGCGGCUGGGGAUGUAUUUCUGAGUCAUGUGGAAAGUUUUCUAGCAAAAUAAAACAAAACCUGGUAUUUCCAUGUUUGCAUGGAAAUGUACAUGUUUUCAUGUUAUAUUUUUUAAAGGGGAGAGGCAGGGCCCCUCUUUUCUGUCGGGGUGAAGUCAGGUUGCCUUUAUAUAUGCCAAAAAUGACAUAAAGGCCUUCUCUUAAGUUCAAGGCUGUACUAAUAGGAUUUGAAAUGGCUUUGAAAACUGAUACAGCUAUGGACUGAAGUGUACAUAUCUUAGCACUGAGCAUCAGAAAUCAGUCAUGAAAUCAGAUUUACAGUUCAUGAGGCUUGGACAGAAUAAGUAUUAUGGUUUUGGAUUCUGGUUUUUGUGCAUUUACAGCUGAAGCUUUCAAGGUUUGUUUCUUCCUUAGAAGAUGGAGAAAGUCUCUAAAAGAAUAAAUAAAUGCUAAGAUACUUGCAUAUGUAGGAUUCUAGGGAAAAAUGUUAAAUACCAUCUUAUUUGGUAUUACUGUUCAAGUUAACUUCAAGUUAUUUGGUUUGGUUUAAGUUGACUUGUUGCCAUUGUAAAAUAAAUUGAUACAAAUGAAACUGGAGUUGGAUUAAGAAUAACCUGGUGCAGCUUUGAAUAGAGAUGUAGUUAAAUGACACAAGCAAACUUCUUUACCAGUUUUUGUUUUGUUUUUUGUUUUUUUUUUUUAAACCAGUAACCAAACUCUGGCAGCUUAUGAGUGAUACACUGCAGCACCAAAUGACUUAAAGCAAUACUGACAGCAAGCAAAAGCAAAACUUCAUUGAUUUUUUUUUUUUCUUUUCUUUACUUACCAUUGUCCAGUCUGGCAGAGAUAUUAAAAAGAGCAAGUAAAAGCAGGAUGGCUACUGGAUUUAAAAAAUUAACUUUUAAUUCAGUGGAGGUUUAGGUAAAUGAAUGUGUACCUUUCUAACAAUUCUUAGAUUGGCCAUCUCCUGUUGUGGCACAAAUCAGUUCCUAUGCAAUAUAGGCAUAGGUGGGUCUAACUUGUGACAUCCUUGUUUUAAAAUAAUUAUUUCUGAGUAUUUGGAAUCUAGUCAGUGGAAGGUGGGGGCACUAAGAACUCUACACUGUAUGUCUGAUAGUGUAGAUGCGGCUUAUGUGCCUCACUUAGUUGUUUAUCUAUUUAACCUCCUAGGGAAGGCCAGACAGCAGUACAUCCUUCAACACUGUCAGGCAUUAGAGUCUUAAUGAGGGAUUUCAGAGAAAUUAUGGAAUUUAAAAAAAAUAAUAGGGAAGGGCUCUGCACAGUACCACAGGAACCUCCCUGGGUAUGGAAUACACUAGGUUAUGAUGAGUGCUGUCUACAGGUCUCCCCUUUUUCUCUCUGCCUCUUUCAUCUCUUCCACCUAAUUAUUUGUCUUGAUCCUGUUUCUCGCAUCUCUGGCUCCCAGCUGAUUAGGGUGCAUGUUCUGGUUGCCUCUUAUGCCAUGUGUCCCCACUGCUGUUUUUCUUUGUAAGACUCAUUUGGUUGCUGGAAAAUUAAAUUCCUUUUCCUACCAAUUAUGUGCCAUUUCACUUAGCAUGGGCUGAUUCUCUUUUUUCCCCCUUCUGUGUCUUUAAUCUCACUGAGCCACCAGGGCUGUCGCACAAAGAAAGCAGUUUAAAAGCAACAGCAUCAACAGUGCCUCUCUAGGGAGAAGAGGGAACAUAAUGGUCAACCUCUCUGCUGAUGCUAUUCUGUAUAAGUGCUUAUCCCACACACAUCACCACAGUAUCUGAGCGUCUUCCAUUAUUGCAUUAAGUGACGUGACUAAUGUGCCGCGUGUGGUUCGUUCUCUCGCAUCCUCUCCCUGGUGGGGAGGCGUGAAUUGUGUGUGCAAUGAAGUGUUGUUAUGGUAGGGUUUAUUUUCCCCCUUCCCCCUAUUUUAUUGCAGUGCAAACUUGAACCUGCCAUGGUGUAAUCAGCCCACAGCAGUGGUGUGAUGAUCAGCCUUUAGCAAAACCUCAAUUAUCCAGAUUUGUCCAGGAGCUGCUGUUACUGGGAACAAGAUGCUUCCCUUUGCGUGUAGGCUGUAGGAUGUUGGAGAAUCACGAGGAAGAAGAGCUGACCACAGUGCGUGUACAGGAUCCUCGGGUACAGAAUGAAGGCUCCUGGAAUUCCUAUGUGGAUUAUAAAAUCUUCCUUCAUACCAACAGCAAAGCUUUCACUGCCAAGACAUCUUGUGUGCGCAGACGCUACCGGGAGUUCGUGUGGCUGAGGAAGCAGCUUCAGAAAAAUGCUGGUUUAGUGCCUGUCCCAGAGCUGCCUGGAAAAUCCACAUUCUUCGUGGGCAGCACUGAUGAGUUCAUUGAGAAGCGGAGACGAGGGCUCCAGCAGUUCCUAGAGAAAGUUGUACAAAAUGUGGUCCUCCUGUCAGACAGCCAGCUGCACCUCUUCCUGCAGAGUCAGCUCUCUGUGCCUGAGAUUGAAGCAUGCAUGCGGGGCCAGAGUCCUCUGACAGUUACCGAGGCCAUACUCCACUAUGCUUUGUCCAACUGUGGUUGGGUGCAGGAAGAAGAUGGCUGCUCUGCUGUCCUGACUAGGGGAAACCGCCACGGCAGCUGCUCUGGGUUGGAAAGUCUCUGUGGUCGGGGCUGCCUCAUGUCCUUCCCACAGUGGUGUGACUUUGGCAUGGAAGACAAGAAUGUGGAGAGUCUGGAUGCUCCUGCCAAGUCACUGCCUGAGCUGCUGGAGACAGACUUCCAGAUAUGGUUUGAAAAGCUUCCGGAUAUGGUUUGAAAAGGUUCCAGCCUCAGCAAGGCAGUCAGGAUGUACUGGGAAGCCUAAAGGAGCAGCAGCUGUUGCUGGACCCAGAGCUUGUCAGGACUUACGUGCAAAAUUUAAAUGACUAAAUUAUAAUAUCAGCGCCUUUUGCACAAGAAUGUAAACUUGUGACUGGGACCACCUGAAACAUAACAAUAAAGUUAAUCCCAUCUCUGGCUUUGGUAUCAAGUACACCCUAUGCCCAACUACACUAAAUUGAUUAUGAAUAAAUUCCCCUUUCAAAAUGAUUGCCUCUCCCUUGUUAACACAUUCAUCACCAAUCUAGGUAUCUGUGCCAGUUGGAAAAUAUUUUGGGAUCUGCCCUGUUAUAACAAUGACCUAUACAGAGCCUUACAAUUCAUGGUCUAAGGUGCUCAAUUCAAUUAAUCAAGUCCUACUGCAAUUAAUCGAGUAGUAAACCUUCAGUUUAGGGUGCUGGGCUCGAGCAAUCAAACCAUACUAUAGUUAAGCAAAUGAGAACCCUCCAGAGCAAUCAAGGGUUCUUGUGCACAUCAGUUUCACCCACAACAACCAGAGAUGGAUCCAAAAGGCUAACAUUUACAACACAACCAAAGGACAAUGACCCUCCACCCUGUCAGCUUUGUCUUGACCCUCAUCUUCAACCCAUCAAGAAAGUAUGCUUUGAAGAAACAGUAUAAAGCAAGACAGAACUGCCAGCAAGGUGCAUGCAGUCCAGGGAAGACCAAGAAGCCAUCCUGCCACCCAGCCAACAAGCGAAGGAUCCAUGGGUUGAGGCUGUACAAGAACUGCUGCCUGCCUGCAUUGGGUAAAGAUCUCUUUGCAGCUAAGACAAUACUAGGACUAAUAGCUCAUUUUAUACUGGGAAAGAGUAUUUUUCUGUUAUUUAGUUUUGUAGCUUAUUAGUAGUUAUUAAAACAAGCCUUUCUGCUAUUCAUCAA